Molecule: messenger RNA, 2589 nt
Organism: Nezara viridula (southern green stink bug)
Lineage: Eukaryota; Metazoa; Arthropoda; Insecta; Hemiptera; Pentatomidae
Source: the annotation of a GenBank genome assembly
AUGGAGUACAGGGUUAGCGACGGACUAAUUCUAGUCAUCCAGUUUUUCCUGCCCAGUCAUUGCGCUGAACUGAGCUCCCAUAUUUCGGAAAAUAACAUCCAUGGGUCUAUCACAUUUUUCAACUUGGAACAAGGAGGAAGGGUCCAUAUCUUGGCCAAAGUGGACACUCAAACCAAUUGGUCCUGGGCCAUUCAUCACCUCCCAGUUGACUAUUCUGAAUUAGAAAAUCGAUGCAGAAACGAAAAGCUAGGCCCUGUAUUGCAUGACUUGACAGCACCAUUGGGACAGCUGACCAAUCAGACUGUGUCGUUCGAAACUGAUGCUGUUGAACUCACUGGUCCUAAUGGCAUCUGGUCUAGAUCACUUCUUUUGACCUCAUUCAAAUGGCCAGUGGAAACAGCAGUGUCAAAGUGGCUGAAGCUGAAUUCCUUGGAGAGAAUGAUAUCAAUGGCAUUGUCUUAUUUCAAUGACAAAGCAAGAAGUGAUUGCAACUCUCUUCAAGCUAUUCUGCUUGAAUUAUCUGAGAGAUUAGGAGAAGCAGUUGUUGGCGAGACACAGUUGCUCCGUGAUCCACAGUUUCCACAUACAGAUAUUGGAAGUGCUCAAAGGAAUCUCUAUUUGGUACUGCUCGACAAUGAUCAUCCAGAUACUUUCCUCACGUGUGCAAGACUACGAUCAAAAUCUCCUGCUCUUUUGAAAGCAGUGGUUAGUUCUCAUGGUGUGAUCGGUAGCCUUACUUUUAGUCAAAAGUCUAUAUUGACUCCUACACGAGUUGUGUUAAACAUCAGCCGAGUGACCGAUCCAGUACUGGGAGGAUUCAGAAUUCACAGUCUACCAAAGUUAACAUAUACUAUGCCUGGUCUGUGUCCUGGAAUUGGAGAUGUUUUCAAUCCAACAGCUAAACCUAUCGGUGCAGAUGCAUCUGUUCCUGGAAAUGAAAGUCAAGAUAAAUACGCUGUUGGAGAUGUAAGUGGCAAACUUGGUUAUGCUGCUGAGAGAGAAUGGGACUCCUUCCUGCCAAUUUUUGGCAAGUACAGCAUUGCACAUAGAACCCUUGUUAUUUACAGAAAUGGAGAAAGCGGAGUUGAAGAACCUUGGAUAUGUUCUACAUUAAUUCGUUACAUAUGGGCAAAACCUGAUCAAAAGUUGCCUGUUUUAACUGCUGAAGUCAGUUAUAGAUACCCACUUGUUGGCAAAAUAAUCAUGCACCAACCUGUGGAAGGAGGAGAAACAACUGUCCUGGUAGAGGGUCUGGUUUACUCUGAUGGCUCUUCACAGAACACCACCCAUGAGCAUAGAUGGGGAAUCCAUAUUAAUCCACCUGGCAAGGACUAUUUUAACUGGACUGCUCGCUGUGUUUCAGCUGGUCCUGUAUUUAACCCUUUUAUGGUGAAUAUUAGUCGCAGUCCAGAGUAUGCUGUAGGCGAUCUGACCAGCCGGUUAGGCACAAUUAUUGUGUCAGGUGCCAAAAAAUUGCUGCAGGAGAGUAGAUUGCUUUUUACAGACAGGAGACUUCCGCUAUCUGGCGGGAACUCUAUAAUGGGUAAAUCAUUGGUCAUAUUUGAUGACCAUGGCCCAAAAGCAAGGGGUGAAAGACUAGCAUGUUCAAAAAUAGUAGGUGUUUAUCGAAGAAAGGCUGUAGUCAGAGAUUGGUAUGGUAAUGGAUUUCCUACCAAAGUCAGUGGGAAAAUUGAAUUUUUCCAAGAAACUCCUUACAGUAUAACUGACAUAGAAAUAAAUUUGGAAGGCUUAGAAGAUGUCAAUGAAUAUCAAAUACAUGAGACACCAGUGAUGGAAAUACUCGAGUUUCCCUGUGAGGAGACUACUUUAUAUGAUGUUUAUGACCCAUACAAUGUUAUAAAAUACAGUGGCCAUAAUGGGACCCCUGAUCAGCUAAGGGUAGGAGAUUUGAGUGGUAAAUUUGGUGACAUUGAAGACCAAAUAUCAGUUCAGAAAAUUGGUUACAAUGAUACCAAUCUCAACAUUUUCGGCCCCCAUUCCAUUCUUGGGCGAUCUGUGGUUCUUCAUUCUAAAGCAGGGCGUCGUCUCGCUUGCUCUACCAUUGAGCGCGGCUACGCUCCUUCAGAAGCCAGGGAACUAAGAGCAAUUGCAUCUUUUCACCAUCCUUUGGGCUUUGCAAGUGGCUACAUUCGAAUGACUCAGCUGAUACACAAUGAUGGGAGUGGCAGCGAUACUGUGAUAGAAGUUAAUUUGAGGCAUCCUGGCGAACAUGAUAGGAAUGUUACUUAUCGACAUAAUUGGGCUAUCUAUGUGAAUCCAGUUGGUGUUGAUGCAACUGUGCAAGUUCUCGAUACUCGUUGUACUGCUGCUGGAUAUAUUUGGAACCCACAUUAUACUCAGUUAGCUAAUCCUUUGGAUAAUGAACUUUACAAGAAGGAAUGUGGACCUGACUCACCAUUGAGAUGUUAUGUUGGUGACCUGUCUGGAAGAUUAGGACCAAUCAAUUUAGGAUAUAAAAGACAGGUUUUCUCAGACCCUAAUAUACCAUUAGGUGAGCAUGCGAUUGAUGAUUUAAAUAUCAUGAGCUUCAAUAAACGGCACUUACUUUUAAGUAACUCCUCUCAUUAG